AGGUCAGGAAUAUGGCAACUCUAAAAGACAUUACCAGGCGUUUGAAGUCCAUCAAGAACAUUCAGAAAAUUACAAAGUCCAUGAAGAUGGUUUCUGCAGCAAAAUAUGCAAGAGCUGAGAGGGAGCUGAAGCCUGCUAGAGUCUAUGGAACAGGAGCACUUGCUCUUUAUGAGAAAGCAGAAAUAAAGGCCCCAGAGGACAAGAAGAAGCACCUCCUUAUCGGUGUGUCCUCUGAUCGAGGUCUGUGUGGUGCUAUCCAUACAUCUAUUGCUAAAACCUUGAAGAAUGAGAUUACCAAUCUGUCAAACGCAGGGAAAGAAGUUAUGGUGGUUGGAGUAGGUGACAAGAUCAGAGGCCUACUUCAAAGGACACAUGGCAAUUACUUACUGCUGACAUUCAAAGAAGUGGGACGGAGACCUCCAAGCUUUGGAGAUGCUUCAGUCAUUGCCUCAGAGCUGUUAAACUCUGGAUAUGAAUUUGAUGAAGGCUCUGUCAUCUACAAUCGGUUCAGGUCUGUCAUCUCCUACAAGACUGAUGAAAAACCAAUCUUCUCCCUUGAAACAGUUGCUGGUUCUGAAAGCUUAAGUAUCUAUGAUGAUAUUGAUGCUGACGUACUGAGAAACUACCAGGAAUUUACACUAGCAAAUAUUCUGUACUACUCCCUGAAAGAAUCCACCACCAGCGAGCAGAGCGCUAGGAUGACCGCUAUGGACAACGCUAGCAAAAAUGCUUCUGAGAUGAUUGACAAAUUGACCUUGACGUUCAACCGUACCCGUCAAGCUGUCAUUACCAAGGAGCUUAUUGAGAUCAUCUCUGGUGCUGCUGCUCUGUGAGUACCUGUAUAAACGUGAAAUAGGAGUUGUUGCAAAGUCAUGUAAUGCUCCUACAUCCUGCUUCAGUCAGGUUAACGGGGGUGGUUAGGGCAUGUAGGUCCUGAAACCAAACGGAAGACAGUCCAUGGCAUGAAUCCCAAGUUUUCUGCUUGCGCAGUUCUACUAACAAGUGUGAAGUUUG
Molecule: messenger RNA, 1014 nt
Organism: Antrostomus carolinensis (chuck-will's-widow)
Lineage: Eukaryota; Metazoa; Chordata; Aves; Caprimulgiformes; Caprimulgidae
Gene: ATP5F1C
Product: ATP synthase F1 subunit gamma
Exons: 7
Coding region: 12-833 (273 amino acids)
Biological process (GO): proton motive force-driven ATP synthesis
Molecular function (GO): proton-transporting ATP synthase activity, rotational mechanism
Source: RefSeq, a predicted model, not a curated record